Calypte anna (Anna's hummingbird) is the source of this 5323-nucleotide messenger RNA. It is a transcript of the gene DNAJC6, whose product is annotated as DnaJ heat shock protein family (Hsp40) member C6. Lineage: Eukaryota; Metazoa; Chordata; Aves; Apodiformes; Trochilidae. The record is from RefSeq and is a predicted model, not a curated record. Gene Ontology annotation, molecular function: phosphatidylinositol-3,4,5-trisphosphate 3-phosphatase activity. Bases 383 to 3145 code for a protein of 920 amino acids. Gene Ontology annotation, biological process: dephosphorylation. The transcript has 20 exons. Gene Ontology annotation, cellular component: cytosol.
GAUGUUUGCAGUUGCAGGCUCAGCCCUGCAGGCUCCGGAUCCCGUUCCAUGCCAUAUUUUAGAAGAUGUGAUAUGUCUGCCUCCAUCCUCAUCUUUUCCCCCGUCUCCCUAAUCCCAAAUCUAACGCGGAGCCGCCGUUCCCAGGCAGCAGGAGUGUCCCAACCCGGGGCCAUCCCCCCCGUGACCCGGGGCUGUCGCCGGAUGCCGAGGGACGAAGCGGCGACCGGGAGCAGGGAGGGGAGGAUGCUCGGAGCUGAGAGCCCAGCUGGUGGACAACAACGGCCUUGAAAAACAACCCGGGGCUACUACGGCACCGAGCGGGGCGAGCGGACGGAGCCCGGCACGGAACCAGCAGCAGCCGCGCAGCGAGAGCUUCAGCACCAUGGACAGCUCAGGUGCCUCAUCACCAGACAUGGAGUCCAGCUAUGGGGGAGGCUUGCUGGAUAUGGUGAAAGGAGGAGCAGGGAGACUCUUCAGCAAUUUGAAGGAUAACCUGAAGGAUACCCUGAAAGAUACAUCUUCAAAGGUCAUGCAGUCUGUUGCCAGUUACACCAAGGGAGAGUUAGACAUUUCCUACAUUACCUCAAGAAUCAUAGUGAUGUCUUUUCCAGCUGAAGGUGUUGAGCUGGGCUUCAGGAACCACAUUGAAGAUGUGAGGACAUUUCUGGAUUCCAGACACCCUGACCACUACACAGUCUUCAACUUGUCACCCAAGUACUAUCGUAGUGCCAAGUUCCACAACCGGGUCUCUGAAUGCAGCUGGCCCACCCGACAAGCCCCCAGCCUGCACAACCUCUAUGCUGUCUGUAAGAACAUGCACAACUGGCUACAGCAGAACCCCAAAAAUGUCUGUGUCAUCCACUGCAUGGAUGGCCGUGCAGCCUCAGCUGUCCUGGUCAGCGCCAUGUUCUGUUUCUGUCACCUCUUCUCUAACCCAGGCCCUGCUAUGCAGUUGCUGAACACCAAGAGACCUGGAAUUGUGCUGUGGCCAUCUCACAGGAGGUACAUAGGAUACAUUUGUGAUCUAAUAGCAGACAAGCCCAUCAUUCCUCACUGCAAACCCCUCACAAUCAAGUCAGUCACCCUCAGCCCAGUCCCCUGCUUCAACAAACAACGCAACGGGUGCAGACCCUUCUGUGACAUCCUCAGUGGAGAAACCAGGAUCCUGACCACUUCCCAGGAAUAUGAAAGGAUGAAGGAAUACCGUGUGCAAGAAGGGAAAGUCCUGAUUCCCCUGGGAGCCACUGUCCAUGGAGAUGUUGUUGUUUCUGUCUACCACAUGAGAUCAACCAUUGGGGGACGCCUUCAAGCAAAAAUGACCAACACACAAAUAUUCCAAAUUCAAUUUCAUACUGGAUUCAUAGCUCUGGGAACAACCACACUAAAAUUCACCAAACCUGAACUGGAUGCCUGUGACUCUCCAGACAAAUAUCCUCAGCUCUUUCAUGUUAUACUGGAGAUAGAAAUACAACCAACUGAUAGACAAACAGAAUUAACUCCCCCAUGGGAGAACUUCACCACGAAAGACAUCAAUCCAUCCAUUCUCUUCUCCUCUCAUCAGGAACACCAGGACACUCUUGCUUUGGCAGGUAAAGGUCCCACUGAUUCACCCCAGGAUAACCUCAGAAAUGUUGGCCAGAGUGCAUUCUUCUCAUCUCUCAGCUGGCAAGAUCAGAAAUCUGACAAAAGUAGCUCUCACCCCACCUCAGAGGAUCGAGCAGCGUUGGUGCAUGAGGAAAGCGAACAGUCAGAUGACGAACUCUUGUCCCUUUCCAGUCAGCACAGUAAUGCCAGCGGUGACAAACCUCAGGGGACACCAAAACACAGCAAAAAGCAGCAGGAGCCUCCGGCACCACCUCCACCUGAAGACGUGGACCUGCUGGGCCUGGAUGGCAGCCCCAUGAGCAAGAGUUUUCCCUCGCAGCCCACUGCUGCCCCCUCUAACUCUGACUUGCUGAAUGAUUUGUUUGGGGUCGGUGGGCCAAGCUCCCAAGGUGGACAACCUGCUGCUGAGGAGGUCUUCCAGGUUGGAGGACCUGGAUCUGUGCAGUCGACUCCUCGGCGCUCUGCAGCUUCAGCAUCCCCGUCCCCAUCCCCCAGGGUAGGAGAAGCAACUGCCUUUGAUCCAUUUGGAAGUAGCCCUAAGCAAACGGGUCCAGACCUCCUGGGUUCCUUUCUUGGUUCAUCAGCUGUCCCUGGUGAUCCUUUCCUUCAAGCAACAAGAAGUCCUUCACCAACUGUGCACAGUGAUCCCUUUCACAUGGCUUCCAGCACACCCACAGUUUCCAUCCAACCAGAUGUGUCCAGCAGUUGGGACUGGCCCAGCAAACCAGGUGGCCUUGGUAUGGGAAGCAAGUCAGCUGCCACCAGUCCUACAGGAUCCCUCCACAGCACUCCCACUCAUCAGCCUAAACCCCAAACAUUGGAUCCAUUUGCUGAUCUGGGGACUCUUGGAGCAAGUUUAGCAGGUGGCCCUUCGUUUGCCAGCAAACCCACCACGCCGACGGGCAUGGGUGGAGGGUUCCCUCCUUCCCCCCAGAAACCUUCUCCCCAGCCCAUGGGCAGCAGUGGUUGGCAGCAAGGAGCUGGGUACAGCUGGCAGCAGGCUCAGCCCAAGGCCCAACCUCAUGCCUCACCCCAGAACAAGCCCAACUACAACGUGAGCUUCUCAGCAGUGCCAGGAGCACAGAGCGACCGUGGGAAAGGAGCAGCUCCUGCUGAUUCAAAACCAAAAGUGUCUGCAGAUUUUGAAGAUCUAUUAUCUGGUCAAGGUUUUAAUGCUCACAAGGACAAGAAGGGUCCCAAAACAAUAGCUGAGAUGAGAAAAGAAGAAAUGGCAAAGGAGAUGGACCCUGAGAAACUAAAAAUCCUGGAAUGGAUUGAAGGGAAGGAAAGAAAUAUAAGAGCCCUGCUGUCCACAAUGCACACGGUUUUAUGGGCAGGGGAGACCAAGUGGAAACCUGUUAGCAUGGCAGAUCUUGUCACCCCAGAGCAAGUGAAGAAAGUCUAUCGGCGGGCAGUGCUUGUCGUCCACCCUGAUAAGGCUACUGGGCAGCCAUAUGAACAAUAUGCAAAGAUGAUAUUUAUGGAGCUAAAUGAUGCCUGGUCAGAAUUUGAAAACCAAGGACAAAAACCCUUGUAUUAGGUACUUUCUCAGUCUCUACUACAGACCUGUGCUAGUGCUUAUAUAGUCUCUUGUCACAAAUGUCACAGAUCAAGCAAACUCUGCCUGGAAAUUCAGAAGUUUCAGAAAACUGAGAGCCUAAUACUUCUCAUGAAGAACAAGAGAAAGGUUUCCUUAUACUUGGAUCAAGAAUCCUGAGCUCAGAGGAACUCUAACCACCUGGCUUGUCAAAGGAGAGCCAUGGGGUUAUGGUUUCUUGUACUUUUUAUAUUUUUUCUUUGGAUUGCAGUGGGGUGAGAGAGAACACAUUCUGGGGAAAAGGUGGAAUUGUUCUGUCUCCAACACAGUGUAACCACUGAAUUUCCUUCUUGUUUUUUCUUUGUUUUGUGAUAUGGCAACACUUGAGUUCAAGAACUGGUGGUAAAGCCCAAACUUCAGUGUACUUUCUCCUUGGGUUUGGAUCAAAGUCUAUCAGAUUAAAGUGCUCAGAUGUGGUUUAGGCACACUCCUAACAGUCACUGUUUGCUUUUUUAAUUAAUCAUAUGGUCUGCCUGACCAGAGAGAGAGCUGAGUGCUGGGUUAGAGCUGUGUGGGCAGCUGGCUGCUGCUGCUUCAUGCAUUAAUACUGUAGUUCACCUCCCAGCUCAGCAGUGAAAUGGGCAGGAGGUAUUCCUCAGUGUUACAGAGCAAGUAUUUAUUUUUUUUUUUAAAGCAAACAGCAAGUAAUUGAUGUUAAACAGCAACUUGUUGGUUUGUUCAACAGCAGUUCUGGGAAAAUAGGGAGUUGGGGGGGAGGAAGGGUGAAUCCCAUAUCUGUAGAAGUGAUGAGCAUGUACUGCAUUUCUCAUGAGUUUCUCAUCCAUAGCUUGAAACCACCAAAAGAAAAUAAAAAUUAAAAAAAAAAUCAACAAACCAAACCCCCACUGUAAAGUUUUAGAAACUUCCCAGUCUGUGGCUAACACUUCACCUCCUGAGGAUCUGGAAGACUUUUUCCACCUUGCUUGUGUCACCUUUAUGCCUUGAUCAGCUCCAGAGCACUUGGCAAAGGCUCUUGGCAGAACACAACCUGUUGUGACUUUGCUUUUCAGACCAUGGUGUGCACCUGUGGACCAGGUCUGAUUUUUUUUUUUUUGAGGUAAAUACAGUGCAAAUUGGUUAUCUUUAAAAGUUUAUAUUGGACCAAAGCAAUAAGACCCCCCCCUGGAAGUAUCUCUGAUGCUAAAGCUGAAGUGACUUUCCUACUUAGAAAGCAAGUUACACUCUUCACCCCAGAAUUCUGGUAUUCUCCUUUUGGUGAACAACUGAAGCUAGAAGUUUGUUUGCCAACAUGUUGUAUCUGUGUGGGAGCCCUGAGAGGGCAAAUGUCUGCAGAAGAUGGGACAGGAAAUAAGUUGUAUUAACUGCUUCAGGAAGAGGUUGCCAUCUGAUCUGAGUCUUUUCAAGCUGGUGGUUUUUAAAGACAAUCCACUUGUUGCACUUCACAUUUCCAAGUGGCAAACCUUUUACUGCAAAGACAGUGUGUCAAAGUCCAUUGCUUUCUGUAUAAAAGUCAUUCUUUUUGUUGUAUUGGUCCAUUAUUUAAUACCAUGAACUGAAAAUGUGAAACCAACACCUAGGUCUCCUUUUAUAGAAAAAGACCUUAUGGUAAUUAUAACAAACUGGAUGUUAUUUAUUAAUGUUUUGAUCCAGUAUGUGCUUGUCUUAUCUAAAGAGAUAACUGGAAUGUGAAUCAUGUUCCUGUGAUUUGUUGGUUUAUUGUUUCUCCCUCACAUUUGUAGAUAUUGUGACCUAUGCCUAUGUAAUAAAAAGGAUCUCAUUACUAUAAUGUUCUUUUUUUUAAUAAUGAAAACUACAUUAGCUUAUUUGUCAUGGCACCAUAACUCUGGGUACUCAAACACUCACAAACCACAAAUCCAUCAUUAAACUUUACCUACCAAAAGAAACCCUACCCCUCUUAAGCUUUGAUUACUUCCAUCCCUAAUGUUUUUAUGGAUGCAUGAAAGUAUUAGGAUGUAUGUAUAUCAAAAUAGUCUAAAAAAAAAAAAAAAAUCUUGUCAUAUCUGGUAGUGACAGAGGUUAUCAAUGUUCAGGUUUACUGCUUGACUAAAUUAUUGUAAUUUUUGUAAAUACAGUAUAUACUCAAUGAAACUGUGACUGGUCUAAAACAUUUGUAUAUACAUUAAAAAGCUCAAAUUAACU